UGACGUCAAUGUCAUCACACAGACGCUUGCCAUGUGGACAUAACGUAGACUGCUAAACACUAAGUUAGAAUUUAAAAGGAAAAACUGAUCCUACAAGCAAGCAGCCAUGGGAAAGAACCAGAAGCAGAGGGCGGGGAAGAAGCCUAUGAAUGUUUUCCAGGUGGCAAGCAAACAGUUCAAGCCCAAAAGUAAAACAAAACCAGUCAAAACAUCUCUCAAACACAUCAACUCUUUGAAGAAAGAGAAGGUGGAAAACCUGAACGAGAUGUUCACCCAGGUCCAGCGUGAUGUGAAGAGUAUCUCCAAAAAUGUCGUUCAGGAGCCUAAAAAGCAAGCUCAGGUGGUGAGGAAGCCACCCAAGGAGGCAGUGAAUGUGGACAAUGCCGCAGAUCUUUUCUCCCAGUUGUAAUUGAGUAAUGCCGCCUUCUGGCUCUAAAUGGCAAACUGCUUCAUAAGUGAUGGACCUUGACAACCAUGUUAAUUCCGUAACUGAAAUUCAGUAACUAUUUCAGUAGCCAGGCCUUCAGGUGAUGGUCAGUGCUAGCCAGUCACAUGAUCACAUGAUCUUCGGGUAUGUCUGCCCAACCAUGCGCCCUCUGGUGGCCAGGACAUGUAAAUGUUCACGGACCAGGGGAUAAUGAAGCCUUUGCUGCAGGACUGUCCUGUGCAUGUUAGAGCGGUUCGACAUGCCGUUGUAUUUGUUCAAGAAAAAGGUCAUACGUCUAGGAAGAGGGUUUCAGAGAAUUGUGUAAAACCUCCAUGAUUCUGAGGGCUGAGGUGAGGCACUUCAUUCCGAGAUGAAGUGAAUAUGAUUGUUGAUGCCGAAUUAAAUAUUGAAUUAAAAUGUUAGAUAGA
Sardina pilchardus (European sardine) is the source of this 855-nucleotide messenger RNA. RefSeq names its product ribosomal biogenesis factor (gene rbis). Gene Ontology annotation, cellular component: nucleolus. Gene Ontology annotation, biological process: ribosome biogenesis. The transcript has 4 exons. The coding region runs from base 107 to 409 and encodes 100 amino acids. The record is from RefSeq and is a predicted model, not a curated record. NCBI's taxonomy places the organism in Eukaryota, Metazoa, Chordata, Actinopteri, Clupeiformes, Clupeidae.